This is a messenger RNA of Aethina tumida (small hive beetle), 1403 nucleotides long. It is a transcript of the gene Wdfy2, whose product is annotated as WD repeat and FYVE domain-containing protein 2. Gene Ontology annotation, molecular function: protein binding; metal ion binding. The transcript has 5 exons. The coding region runs from base 47 to 1264 and encodes 405 amino acids. The record is from RefSeq and is a predicted model, not a curated record. Lineage: Eukaryota; Metazoa; Arthropoda; Insecta; Coleoptera; Nitidulidae.
AAAAACAAAAUUGACAGAUGUCUGAAAUUUAACAACGAUUCGGAAAAUGGCAGCCGAGAUUAAACCUGCUGUACAAUCAAACGAUCAAUUUAGUCCGAAAAAGCCCGCACUUUUAGCAAAGCUAGAUGGAUGCAACAACGACGUCAAUGCAGCAGUUCUAAUCCCUGGAGAAGAUGGAGUUAUUAGUGUAUCAGAUGACAAAACUGUUCGAGUAUGGCUGAAAAGAGAUUCGGGACAAUAUUGGCCAAGUAUUUGUCAAUAUAUGCCUAGUGGAGCAACAUCAGUUUAUUAUACAGUUGAAACAAGACAACUGUUUAUAGGCCAAGAAAAUGGAACAAUAUCAGAGUUUUCUUUGGCUUCUGAUUUUAAUCGUAUGAUGCCAGUAAGAGAAUACUUGGCUCAUCAAGCUCGAGUUACGCAAAUUAUAUUUGCAAUCACCUGCGAAUGGGUUUUAAGUGUCAGCUGUGAUAAGAUGUUUUCUUAUAACUGCACACAGACAGGACGUAAUAUUGGUACAUACACGCCAGAGGCCUGGUGUACAUCAUUAGAAUUUGAUAGUCAAACCAAACAUGCGUUCAUCGGAGAUUAUUCCGGGCAAAUUACAAUGUUAAAACUAGAUAACAAUGGCGCAAGCGUUAUUACAACAUUAAAAGGACAUUCUGGUUCUGUACGAUCUAUAGCCUGGGAUAUGGAAAGACAGAUGUUAUUUAGCGGAUCUUUUGAUCAAACUAUAAUAAUAUGGGACAUUGGAGGCCAACAAGGAAAUGCUUAUGAACUACAGGGACAUCAUAACAAAGUCUCUGCUCUAUGUUACCUUAGAACUUCAAAAAAAUUAAUAAGUGCUGGAGAAGACAGUGUGUUAGUUUUCUGGGAUAUGGUUAAGAACAGAAAGGAAACACCUGAAUGGGUAGAAUCUGAUUUAUGUCAGUUGUGUGGGCGACCUUUCUUCUGGAAUUUCCGUGCCAUGAUGGAUCAACGCCAACUAGGUCUGCGACAGCACCACUGCCGUCACUGUGGAAAAGCUGUGUGUGAAAAAUGUUCAUUACAUAGAUUAACUAUUCCUUCUAUGGGUUUUGAAUUUGCUGUUAGAGUAUGCGACACGUGUAAUGCUUUAUUAAAAGACAAAGAGCGACCGUCGUUAGCUACAUUCCAUGAUGUUAAACAUGCUGUGGUAGCAAUGGAUUUAGAUGAACCAUCUAAAAAACUUAUCACAGUUGGACAGGACCGUCUAAUUAAAAUAUGGGAUAUUUCUUCAUUAAUUUAAAUAUACUAUUUUGUUCAUAAGUGAUUUAUGUUAUUAUUAAUAAUAUUUAAUAUCAGUCAUGAUUUGUUAAAAUAGAUUUGUUAUGUAUAUGUUAUAUGAUAAUAUUUAAUAAACAUUAUUAAAGUACUGUCUAAUUUAA